This is a messenger RNA of Plasmodium yoelii, 5664 nucleotides long. RefSeq names its product conserved protein, unknown function. Lineage: Eukaryota; Apicomplexa; Aconoidasida; Haemosporida; Plasmodiidae. The transcript is spliced from 3 exons. The record is from RefSeq and is a predicted model, not a curated record. Bases 1 to 5664 code for a protein of 1887 amino acids.
AUGAAUAUACAAAAAGAUUUUGUGUGUUAUAACAAAUCGGAAAAGGAAAAUUAUAAAAAAAAAAAAAAUAUAUACAAUAUACUGUUAAAAGAUGGAAUUAAUUAUAUUGAGAAUGAGCAUAAUGAAAUAAUAAAAAAUGAUAACUAUGUAAGAACUUUAUUUUUUGAAUAUGAUCAAAAAAAAAUAGAAAAAACAAUUUCAUUCAAAAAUAAUUAUAGCGAAAAUGUGUACAAUAUAGUGACCAAAUUCGAAAAUGAAAAUUUGAUAAAUUAUAAAAAUUUCCCACAAAAAAACAAACCAUGUUUUUUUCGCACAAAACAAUUGAAACAAAACAUUUCAUUUUUAAAUAAAAAUAAAAAUAAGAAAUAUCUAAUAUUUUUUAUGGGACCCAAAAAAAAAAUAAAAAAAAAUGAAAAAUUGGUCAAAUGUAACAUUUUGAAUAAAUCUAUAGAAAAAAAUAAAAAUUUCAAAAAGGGAAAACAAGGUAAAGAUAUAACAACUACAUAUAAACAUUUCUGUAAAAGAAUUAUAAAUUAUAAUUUGUCUCCAAAUUUGUAUUACAAUUAUAAAAAUGAACAAAUAGAUACAUUAUUUAGCGAAAAGCCAAGUAAAAAAUUUGUAUGUGAAAAUAAUAUUGCUAGACCAUAUGGCAAUGUUAAUUUGUCAAAUGAGUUUAAAUCUGAAUUUGAACAAAUUUCAAAAAAAGACAAAAAUAAUUUAAAAAAUAAAGAAACAACACAAUCACAAAAUAAUGAAUAUUUUAUGUUUCAAAAUAUAAAUAAUUUUUUAUGUGGCCAAAAUACAUGUACUAAUAAUAUUUAUGAUGAUCAUAAUUAUGUAACUAAUUUAGAGAAUAAUAAAAAUGAGCAAAUACAAUUUAGUAGUAACCUGAAAGAGGAAUGUGUUGACUUUCCAAAAAAUAAGCAAAGCAAUUUAAAACAGUUAGGAAAAAAUAACCAAAGCAAUUUAAAACAGUUAGGAAAAAAGGAUAGUAAAAAUGGUAUCUUGGAUAAUGACAUCCCUCCGGUGAAUGAAAAGGGUAAUAUUAAGUUAGAUAAAGAAAAUGAUGAUAAUAAAAAAAAAAAUGUUAAAAAAAAUGGUAAAAAAAAAAGUGGUGGUAGUGGUAGUGGUAGUGGUGGUAAAAAGAAUUCCAAUUUUAAGGCUCAUAACGAAAUGAACAAAAUGGGAAGCCAUAAAAGUUAUGGAAUAAAUAAAGAUGUGCGUGGAUUCGAGGAGACGUUAAAAUUUAUGAAAUAUAGAGAAUUGUUAAGAAAAUAUAUGGGGACAUUUUAUAAUUAUAGUUCGCUUAAAUGUGCUAGCUAUAUUAUUUUAUAUGCUGUUAUAACAAAAGUAAUAACUCAAAUAUCAAAAAAUUUAACAACAGGAUAUAUUUUUAAUGAACCAGGAAUAGAUGCAUUUGAUGAUAAUUAUACUAAUGGUAGUACUGUUUUGGGAAAUCAUAAUAUAUUUUUUUUUUUAAAUAUAUAUGAUCUAAAUAGUGUUAUACAAUCUAUUUGUUAUGGAAUUUUAUUUGUAUCUAUUAUUCUACUUAUAAAAUUAGGAAUUUCAUCAAAUUAUUUAUUAGCUGGAAGAUUAACUAUUUUAUUUAUGUUUUUAUAUCUUAUUCAAAUACCAAUAGUAAUUUAUUCAAAUUUUUUAUUUCUAAAAAAAGUCGAAAAUGAUUUGUUAGAUUCUUCUUCAAAAUUAUAUGAUAAAAAAAAUUAUUUUAAUUUACAAUUACAAAAAGUUUAUAACAUUUUUUAUGUAGACACAAUUAAUUUAUUAAUUUAUACGAUACUCAUAUCAGGUGUUUCUUUAUAUGCUACUUAUAAUAAAUUAAUAUAUCCACAUCUGCUUAAAUUUUAUUUAGAUACUUUUUUUUUAAACUCUUAUUCGAUUAUAAAAAAAGAAGUAAUACAUUUUAGAGUCCCUAAUAAUAUAGAUGCAUACUAUUUAAACAAAAUGAAUAGCUAUUUAUUUAAUACAUUAUAUAAAAAACAAGAUGCAAUUAAAAAUGAAGAUAUUGAAAGCAAUACUAAAAGUGCUAUUGGAUAUAAUGUUGUUAUUAAAAAAGAAAAAUGCUCUUUUUUUUUUACAAAAUUUUUUAGAAAUAAAAAACAAACACAUAAAAAAAAUACUAAAAGAACAAGUAUAAAAACUAUUGAAAUGGAUUUCUAUAUUAUUUUUUAUAUUGGAGAAUUAGACAGAAAAGGGAGACCUCAUGGAUUUGGUUAUUGGCGAGGAAUACAUUCCGAGGGUGAAGUUUUAAUUGGUUAUUGGUAUCAUGGUAUUCCUGUUGGCCCAUUUAAAUGUCGUGAUUUAAAAACGGGUUCUGGUUUUAUGUGUAUUAAGAUUGGUUAUGGCCACACGAGUUGCGAGCCCAACGACUUAAAGAUUGGCCUAGCAGACACGGAGUGCUGUGUGAGUGGAGCAUUUUACCGAACAUUCCCAAGAGUCGUAUUUUAUAAUUUGAACCUGACUUUACAAGAUUCUAAAAAGAAAAUAACUAAAAAAAAAAAAAUGGAUAAAAAAAAUAAUUAUUAUAACCAUGGUGUUGCAGAAAAAAGAGAAUGCUGUGAAUAUUUAGUUGUUGAAAAAGCUAGUAAUGAUAUUUUAAGAAUAAAUUAUUCAAAAAUAGCUAAUAAUAUAUAUAGUGAUGAGAACCCAGAAUGUUCAGAUGCAGGUUUAGAAAAUAAUUUAAAUUUUAAAUCUCAUAAAAAUAAUAAUACAAAAGCAACUGACACAGAAAUGCAUACAUCUUCAGUAAUAGAUAGUGAAUUAUAUUUAAAAGGGAAAUGUAUAGAUUAUGAUGAUUUAUACAAUUUAAGUUAUGAUAUAAAUGAAUUAGCAUUAGAGGAAUCAACUUUAAAUGAAGCAGAAAAUGGUUUACAUAAUAAUCUAGAAUCUAUGGAAUCAAAUUCUAAUAAUAAUAUGGAAAUUUUAUUUAAUGAACAAUUAGAUGCAGAUCGUAAAUUAGAAUCAACACGAGUUUUGAACACAAAUGAAAAAAAUUGUUCUUAUUCUAAAAAUGAAUAUGAAUUAAACAAUAUUUGUAUUGUUCAAAAUAAUUCAGAAUCACAUAAAAUAGAAGAUUUGGAUUGUAACGAUUUUGAUGGGCUCAAAUCAUGUAAAUAUAAUGAUACUAAUUUGCAAAAUUUGAAAAAUUUGCAAAAUUUGAACAAUGAUAUUUUACAACAUAGUGAAAAAAAAGAAAUAACAUUCGAAAGUAAUUGCAUAAACAAUAUGGAUGUAAUAAAAAGUGGUAAUAGUGUGAAUCAAAAAGAUAAUAUAAAUUUAAAAAAAAAAAAAAAAAAAAUAAUAAUGAAUAACAUAAAACAUGGUGCAAUUCAUAUACCAGUAGAAAAAAGUGAUAUGUCUAUAGAAACAAAAAAAAAAAAAAAAAAUACAAAAAAAAAAUCUAAUUUAGAAAAUAAUAAAAAUAGUUUGUAUAAUGGUUCAGAGAAUCAACCUGAUAAAACACUCACGAAAAAGAGUAAAAAAAUAAAAUCGGAAACUGGUAAAAAUAAAAUAAAAUAUAAUGAUCUCAAUUUGAGUAACGUUUCGAAAGGUAAAAUGGGGUCGGAAGAAAAGGAAAGGGAAAAGGAAAAGGAAAGAAAAAAAGGGACUAACGUUAUAAUAAAACUCGGGAAAAAUAAGGUGGGCGAAAAUGUGGGAGAAAAUAAACUAAACUUUAAAAUGUCUAACGAAUUUGUAAAAAAAACGUCAAGCAAACAAAUAAAAAGAAAAGUAAAAAAAAGAAUAGGAUACAGUAUGAAGAGGACAAUAUUUCGUCUAAAGAAUUUUAAAUUUAUAAAAAAUUAUAAGAAUAGUAAUAUUAGUGAUAAUAAUAAAAUAAAAAAUGAAAUUAAAAAAAAUAAAAAAAGAUGGAUAAUGGGACAUAAGAAAUUAUUUAUUCCUAAAACAUUUUCAGGAACAUUACCAAAAUUAAGAAUAAAAAAAAAAAAAUAUAAGAGUUUGUUAUUUUCGGAAUAUAUAACAAAUGUAUAUAAAACAAAAUGCAUGAACAUUAUACUUCAAAAUUUAUGUCCACAUAUGCCAAAUUUUGGAAUAACAUAUAAUACUGAUUUACACAUAUCUAUAGAUGCAGAAAGAGGGUUAUAUAUUACUGGAUAUAUAAAUAAAAAAAAUAGUAACUAUCCAAUGUUAAGAAAUAAAAAUCGUAAAACAGAUGAUUUAGAAGACAAUGAAGUUAAAAUUAAAAUUAUUAAAAAAACAAAAAAUGAAAAUAUAUUAAAUAAUAAAAAAAAUGUUAAUAAAAAAUUAUAUUCAUGGAUUGAUGAUAUUAAAGAAUUGAGUCUAGAAGGAUGGGUUAGAUGUGAGUUAGCUGGUUCAUUAGAAGCUGUUAUUUUUAUUCAUGGAUAUAAUACAAGUCAUUUAGAAGCAUUGCAAAUAUUAGGUCAAAUGGCAUCCUUUGGAAAUUUCCCAAAUUAUAUUAAGUUAUUUUUAUUUAAUUGGCCAUCUGGAAAAAACAUGUUAGAAUUUUUUAUAGCCAGAGAAAAUUCAAAAAAUAAGGAAAUACAUCAUGCCUUCAAGUCAUUUUUAAACACUCUUCGGAAUAACGGAAUCAAGCAAAUCCAUAUAAUUACACAUAGUAUGGGAACGAGAAUGUUUUUGCUAUCUUUCCAUGACAUCGUAAAAGCUGAUCUUUUCUCAAAUAUAGAUGAAGAAGACAAUGUAGAAAAUAAUAAAAACAAAAUGAAAUUAAUUACAUUAACUAUGAUGAAUCCAGAAUAUUCUUUAAAUGAUUUUGUAAAUAAAGAAUAUAUUUUUCUUAGAUCAUAUUGCACCGUUAUAUCUAUUUAUUGUGAUUCAAAUGAUAAGGCGCUUAAAUGGGCUGAAAUAUUUAGUGGCACGAAAUCUUUAGGAAAAAAUGUAUUCGAUUUGAAUGUUUCUAAAAUAAAUUUUUCAAAAUAUUCAAAUUGUAGUUCUGAUAAUAAUGUUUUUGAUAGUAAUAAAUUAGAUUGUUAUUCUAUACAAAUAGAUAAUAAAAAAAAAAAAAAAAAAAAUCCAAAAGAUAUUCAAAAAUUUAAUGCAAAUUAUAUGCAUUCUUCAUCAUAUUUUGAUUGGGAAAAAUGUGAAGUUAUUAACGGAAACCAAAAAAAAGGUAUUACAACAUGUUUUAAUAAUUCUAUGAAUAAAUUUUUUAAUCUUAUUCGAUUUUGUUGUUUAAAACAAAAAAAAGUUGGAAUAAAAAAAGAUGCAUAUAGUAGUAAUAUAAGUGUAGAUAAUGAAUAUGGUGAUAAGGGUGCUAAAUAUAAUACAGAUUAUAAAAGUUCAUUUGAAGGAAAUAAAAAUAAACAAAAUAAUUUAUCCUUAAAAACAAAUUUACAUCACCAACCACCUAUGUUUAGAAAUACAUUAUUAGUAUUUACUGGAAUAGAACCCAAUUAUUGUUAUAGAGAUAAUAGAGAUUGGUUAGAUGUAGAUGUAAUAGAUACUACAUGGUUAGGAUCAAAUGUACAUACAUUAAGACACUCUUAUUGGUCGUUAAAUAGAGAAAUUAUAGAAGAUAUUAGAGAAUUAAUUGUUACUAGAAAAAGAGCAAGACAAAGAACAUCGAGGUUAGAUAGACGCGAAGGAAAUGUCUGGGUAUAUCGAGUUGCUCCUUCUCAUCUUAAAUCUAUUUUUGAUUCUGAUAUAUAA